This is a messenger RNA of Rhododendron vialii, 876 nucleotides long. RefSeq names its product lactoylglutathione lyase GLX1-like. Bases 1 to 876 code for a protein of 291 amino acids. Lineage: Eukaryota; Viridiplantae; Streptophyta; Magnoliopsida; Ericales; Ericaceae. Gene Ontology annotation, cellular component: cytoplasm. The record is from RefSeq and is a predicted model, not a curated record. The transcript is spliced from 8 exons. Gene Ontology annotation, molecular function: metal ion binding; lactoylglutathione lyase activity.
AUGGCCGACGUUGCACCUAUUGUUCUCAAUGAUAAAAUCUUGGAAUGGCCAAAGAAUGACAAUCGCAGGUUCUUGCACGUUGUGUAUCGCGUUGGUGACCUUGACCGCUCCAUCAAGUUUUACACAGAAGCUUUUGGGAUGACACUUCUAAGGAAGAGAGACGUUCCAAAGGACAAGUAUUCAAGUGCUGUUCUUGGGUUUGGACUAGAAGAGUCUACUUUCGUAGUUGAGCUCAUACACAACUAUGGAGUGGAAAAUUAUGACAUAGGAACAGGCUUUGGGCAUUUUGGUAUUUCAACAACAGACAUUUACCAGUUGGUUGAAACCAUAAGGGCCAAGGGUGGCAAAAUCACAGUGGAGCCUGGCGCGGCUGAAGGUACAACAACAGUCGUUGCUUUCGUGCAAGAUCUUGAUGGCUAUGAAUUUGAACUGUUCCAGAGAGAUGCUACUCCUGAACCACUUUGUCAAGUAAUGUUUCAUGUUGUUGAUCUCGAUCGCUCUAUCGAGUUCUAUGAAAAGGCAUUGGGGAUGAAACUAAUCGUGACGAUUGACAGACCAGAGGAGAAGGACACAAUAGCCAUGAUGGGCUAUGGUGAUGAUCCUAAUCAGAUAGCUAUUUUGGAGUUGAUUUACAACUACGACGUUACUGAAUAUACCAAAGGAAAUGCAUAUUCACAUAUUGCCAUCAGUACUGAUGAUGUGUACAAAAGUGCUGAAGUUGUCAAACUAGUUACCCAAGAGCUUGGAGGGAAGAUAAUUCGACAACCAGGGCCAUUUCCCGGCACCAACACCAAGAUCAUCGCUUUCGAAGAUCCGGAGGGUUGGAAGACGGUUCUGAUUGACAAUCAAGACUUUCUGAAGGGACUGGAGGAGUGA